AUGCACUGUUCCGUGAAGGCAGUGAUUCUGCUGGCUCUGACCACCAUCGCCAUCCAGUACACGGCCAUCCGGACCCUCACCUCCAUGCCUUUCCAGCUCUGCCCGCUGCCCAGCCCCCAGAACUGCGGCCAGGACACGGAGCCCCCCCCUGAGCGGGCCGGAGCCGGAGGCUGCGAUGAACUCCCCGACUCGUCCGUCAAUGCCACGCGUAAAAAAAAAACCCACAUCCUGAUCCUGGCCACCACUCGCAGCGGCUCGUCCUUCGUGGGCCAGCUGAUCAACCAGCACCAGGACGUGUUCUACCUGUUUGAGCCGCUCUACCACGUCCAGAACACGCUGCUGCCGCGCCUGUCCACCAGCCGCUUCGCCACCGAGCGCCGUCUGAUGCUGGGGGCCAGUCGGGACCUCCUGCGCAGCAUCUGUGUUUGCGAUCUUUAUUUCCUGGAGAGCUAUAUCAAACCGACGCCCACCAACCACACCACGGACAAACUGUUUCGCCGCGGCGUCAGCCGAGCGUUGUGCCAGCAACCCGUGUGUGAUGCCUUUGGCCCUGCGGACGUCAAUGUGGAGGAAGGGGACUGCAUCAAGAAGUGUCCUAAUCUGAACAUGACCUUAGCCACGGAGGCGUGCCGCGAGAAACGGAACGUGGCUCUCAAAAUUGUCCGCGUGCCGGAGGUUGAAGAUCUCCGAGCUUUGGUGGAGGACCCGCGGCUGAACAUCAAAGUCAUUCAGCUGGUCAGAGACCCGCGAGGAAUCCUGUCUUCCCGGAUCGAGACUUUCAGGGACGCGUAUCGUCUGUGGCGGAUCUGGAGGGCCACGGGGAGACGGCCCUACAACCUGGACAUGAGCACGUUCACUGUCCUCUGUGAAGACUUCCUCAACUCGGUGUCCACUGGUCUCAGCCAUCCCCACUGGCUCAAAGGGAAGUACAUGUUGGUUCGCUACGAAGAUCUGGCGAGAAGCCCGCUGGUCAAGACGAGGGAGAUCUACGACUUCCUGGGGCUGUCGCUGGAUAAGAACGUGAAGGACUGGAUACAGGCGAACACUCAGGGCACCAACGAGCCCUCCACCAAACACAAGUUUGGCACCAUGAGGGACUCGGCGGCGAACGCGGAGAGCUGGCGUUUGAAACUGUCGUACGACAUGGUGGAGUACACGCAGACCGUGUGUCAGAAGGUGCUCCACCAGCUGGGGUACAAAGCUGUGAGGUCACCCGAGGAGCUGAAGAACAUGUCCCUGUCUCUGGUGCAGGACAGAACCUUUCUACCUGUUUUGUAA
Molecule: messenger RNA, 1278 nt
Organism: Pleuronectes platessa (European plaice)
Lineage: Eukaryota; Metazoa; Chordata; Actinopteri; Pleuronectiformes; Pleuronectidae
Gene: chst1
Product: carbohydrate (keratan sulfate Gal-6) sulfotransferase 1
Exons: 1
Coding region: 1-1278 (425 amino acids)
Biological process (GO): keratan sulfate proteoglycan metabolic process; carbohydrate metabolic process; N-acetylglucosamine metabolic process
Cellular component (GO): Golgi membrane
Molecular function (GO): N-acetylglucosamine 6-O-sulfotransferase activity; keratan sulfotransferase activity
Source: RefSeq, a predicted model, not a curated record